GCAAGGAGGGCGCCGGGGUCAGGGCGGGCUUCCUGGAGGGCGGGGUGCGGCCGAGGGGCGCGGCCCGGGGCGGGCGCCUGGGGCGCCGGCCCGAUGCCGCGGGUGACGGCGGGUGACAGCGGGCGGGGCCGAGUGCACGCCCUCCGCUCGGCCGGGCCGGGAGGGUCCUCCGGCGCCGUGCGCGCGGGGCCGGGCGGGCGGGCGCAGACACUCGGCUCGGACGCGGCGCCAUGCGCGGGCCGCUCGCCUGGCCGCUGAGCCUGCUGGUGAGGCGGGGCCCGCUCGCCUGCGCGUGGACCCCCGCCGCCCGCGCCCCCGUGUCCCGGCCGCUGCCGACCGGCCUGGGGCCACCGUGGCUUUGGGGCGCGGGCCCGGGCGCCCUGCGGGGUGCGGGGGCCGCGCGCUGCUGGGCGAGCGGCUGCCCGGGCGGGGAUCCCGGCGGCGGCGCGGGUCUGGCGCGGCUUCUGGGGCUGCGGGCGCGGCCCCCCGGGUACCCCCGCCUCCCGCGCGCCCUGCUCUCCGGCGGCCCAGCUGGCGGCGCCCGCGCGGGGGGCGAGGCCUGGCGGCGCGGACCGGCGGUGCCUGCGGCCGCGGCGGCUCCGAGGGAGGACUCGCGGCUGCGCCCCGUGGCGGCCGGGCGCUCCGAGGCCCAGAAGCUGCUGGGGCUGGCGUACCCCGAGCGCCGGAGGCUGGCAGCCGCCGUCGGGUUCCUGGCCGUGUCCAGUGUCAUUACCAUGUCGGCGCCCUUCUUCCUGGGGAGGAUCAUCGACAUCAUUUACACCAACCCCACCGGGGACUACAGCGGCAGCCUGACCCGCCUCUGCCUGACGCUCAGCGGCGUGUUCCUGUGCGGAGCUGCGGCCAACGCCGUCCGUGUCUACCUCAUGCAAACCUCAGGGCAGCGCAUCGUGAACCGGCUGCGAGCUUCCUUGUUCUCCUCCGUCCUGAGGCAGGAGGUGGCUUUCUUCGACAAGACCCGCACGGGCGAGCUGAUCAACCGCCUCUCCUCGGACACGGCGCUCCUGGGCCGCUCGCUGACCGAAAACCUCUCGGACGGGCUCCGGGCCGGGGCCCAGGCCUCCGUCGGGAUCGGCAUGAUGUUUUUUGUCUCGCCUCAUCUGGCCACUUUCGUUUUGAGUGUGGUGCCUCCAAUAUCCAUCCUUGCGGUGAUUUAUGGACGAUACCUACGGAAACUGACCAAACUCACUCAGGACUCCCUGGCACAAGCCACGCAGCUAGCCGAGGAACGCAUCGGAAACAUCAGAACUGUUCGAGCUUUCGGGAAAGAAAUGACUGAAAUCGAGAAAUACACCAGCAAAGUGGACUUCGUGAUGCAGUUAGCAAGGAAAGAGGCGAUCGCUCGGGCAGGCUUCUUUGGAGCAACCGGGCUCUCUGGGAACCUGAUCGUGCUCUCCGUGCUGUACAAAGGCGGGCUGCUGAUGGGCAGCGCCCACAUGACCGUGGGCGAGCUCUCUUCCUUCCUCAUGUACGCUUUCUGGGUUGGAUUGAGCAUCGGAGGUCUGAGCUCCUUCUACUCGGAGCUGAUGAAAGGACUGGGCGCCGGGGGCCGCCUCUGGGAGCUGCUGGAGAGGAAGCCGGGGCUGCCUUUCGACGAGGGGCUGACCUUGAACGAGAAGAGCUUCCAGGGUGCGCUGGAGUUCAAGAACGUGUACUUCACCUACCCGGCUCGCCCCGAGGUGCCCAUCUUCCAGGACUUCAGCCUCUCCAUCCCCUCGGGGUCCGUCACGGCGCUGGUGGGCCCCAGUGGGUCCGGCAAAUCCACGGUGGUUUCCCUCCUGCUGAGGCUGUACGACCCCCUUUCAGGGACCAUCAGUCUGGACGGUCGUGACAUCCGCCAGCUGAACCCCGUCUGGCUGAGAUCCAAGAUCGGGACAGUGAGUCAGGAACCAAUUUUGUUCUCUUGCUCAAUUGCUGAGAACAUUGCUUACGGGGCAGAGGACCCUUCUGCGGUGACUCCUGAGCAGGUGGAGAAGGUGGCGGAAGUUGCCAACGCAACUGCUUUCAUCCGCAGCUUCCCGCAGGGGUUCAGCACUAUGGUCGGAGAAAAGGGGGUUCUUCUCUCAGGUGGGCAGAAGCAGCGGAUCGCCAUCGCCCGGGCCCUGCUGAAGAAUCCCAGAAUUCUCCUCCUGGAUGAAGCCACCAGUGCGUUGGAUGCUGAAAAUGAGUAUCUGGUGCAGGAAGCUCUGGACCGACUAAUGGAAGGAAGGACGGUACUGAUUAUUGCCCAUCGUCUGUCCACCAUCAAGAAUGCUAAUAUGGUGGCUGUUCUCGACCGAGGAAAAAUUAUCGAAUGUGGAAACCAUGAUGAGCUGCUUGCCAAACCAGACGGGAUAUACAGAAAAUUAAUGAACAAACAAAGCUUCGUGUCAGCAUAAAGAAGCAAUUGCUGACAAAGUGAAUCCAAGAGACUUUAAAACAAAACAGCACUCUAGGGGGGAAAUUCCUUAGAGAGGGUAUGGAAUCUGUAAAUGAUACUUCGAGUUAUUUGAAAUAGGCCUAUUUUUCCCAAAGUAUAUAAACUAUUGUUUUGAGAUGAACCUGUUCUCAAAACCUUUACAGUCAGAGUUUUAAUAAUUAUAACUUUCUAAAUGUCUAUAGCACUGAAGUUAUUUUCAGGUUUUAUACUUUAUUUUAUCUUGGAAUAUUUUCAUACAGCAUGGCACCUCAUUUUUUUUACCUGCUGUUCGAGAUGGAAGUUAUUGUCAAAUGACAACUUUAAAAGGGAAUUAUAAAUUAAAAGGCCUAAUUAUUUUAGGCCAGUUUGCCAAUCACUGUGUAAUUCUCUUGAUAGUAUUCUGCCCUCUUUGGGUCGAAUGGUACCGGGUUGUGUCAUAGAACAGUGGUCGGCAAACUGCGGCUCGCGAGCCACGUGCGGCCCUUUGGCCCCUUGAGUGUGGCCACGAAGUUUCAAUCGCACUGUACGUGCGCGCCCACACGUGGUAUUUUGUGGAAGAGCCACACUCAAGGGGCCGCAGUUUGCCAACCACUGUCAUAGAAGAUGAAAACCUAGCCGUUUAUUUUAUCCUCAUGCUCAUGAAGUGAGCCUGCGUGUCAUACAUACAGAGGUAGUGACUGUCUCCUGGCAAGGAGGGAACGUUCACAUUCUCCAUCCCCUGCGUCUUCAGAGGCGUGAGAGCUCAGGAGGCUGCGUCCCCCUGGGACGAGGCUGUGUGUGGGUGUGUGUGGCCUUUAACAUUUUGGGCACAGGAGAGCCUGAUGAGUUUGAAAAGGGGAAGAGGCAGCCCCAUCUUUGCCCAGGAAAACUUCUAUUUUCGCUACUCACAUAUUUCUCUCUGUGAGCCCCCUGGAAAGUGAGGCGUGGGCUGCCAGGCAUUAUCAAGAAAGAUGUAAAAAUGAAUUUUACAUGAUGUUGUCUAACGCAUGUUCUGAAAAUUGUAUUUUAAACAUGUAUAAGCCCUAACCCAAAUUUGACGGCCUUUUCUCAGUUACUUAAAUACAUUUGAAGUGUCAUUUAAUGAGGCUAAAAUCUGAAUAAUGUAACUAAUUUUCAACCUGAAAACAUUUGAAGAAAGCUUAGAUGUUCUUGCUAUUCUACAGAAUAUCAAGAAACCUUAAGAACUUGUCAGUCUUCUGAAAAGAGGACAUUAAUAACUCCCUUUCUUGUACUUGUAACUAUAGUUUCAUCCACCUGAACACCUCAGAAUUCCUAAAGCAGUGCUGACAACCACCAGAUUUGCCAAAUUUCGUGUCAGUGCUGAUCACUUGCUCUUGCCUCCAGAAAAAGUGCUUUUUUUCUGCAUUGGUGACGCCAGACCCAAGAAGUAACUAUGUUGAGAUAAGUAAAAUGGAAGUUUCCUCCUGUACCAAGUAAUUGUUAAUUCCCUGGUUAGACUGGAAGAAGAAUCCACUAUUUCAUGAUAAGCAGGGAGACAUAUAAUUCAUUCUACAUCAGGGAAUUCAUUCACGAAUAAGUGGACUGUGUGUUUUGGAUUGGUAAACAGUACACCUGUGACCAUCAUUUGAACAGACUUCACUUGUCGUCUCCGCACAGUGUGCCGUGACGGACCGUGUGGUUCAGCAGCUACAGAGCUGGGUGCGAGGGAAGUCUGUGCCACAGAAGGACUUACAAAACCAAACUUGAUCAUUAUGUGUCAUUUUCUAAUACAAGAUGUUCAGUGUGUCUUUAGAUUACAUUUAUAUCGUGGAUUAAAAUUUAUAGUGAACUUUA
Messenger RNA from Myotis daubentonii (Daubenton's bat), 4210 nucleotides. RefSeq names its product ATP binding cassette subfamily B member 10 (gene ABCB10). Gene Ontology annotation, cellular component: mitochondrial inner membrane. NCBI's taxonomy places the organism in Eukaryota, Metazoa, Chordata, Mammalia, Chiroptera, Vespertilionidae. Gene Ontology annotation, biological process: oligopeptide export from mitochondrion. The record is from RefSeq and is a predicted model, not a curated record. Gene Ontology annotation, molecular function: ATP hydrolysis activity; ATP binding; ABC-type oligopeptide transporter activity.